UCUGAGGGCACCAGUGCCCUUGUACCACUCCGCAAUAUGUCCCGCAUGUCCCAUUUAUCGAGGCUCUGGAAAGCCUGGCAGGUGCGAAGGCGCAACCGUCAGGUAGCUGCGCCAGCCGCAGAGACUGGGGUAGUAGGACUUAUGAGUCCUGGAGUAAAGGAAGAGCAUGCAAUACCUAGAGAAGGAAACAAAGACGACGCCAAAGUUCCUGCCAAUGAAAAACCCAGCGUACAUAAUGGCAGAGCAGAAAGCACCACUUCAAAACGCCGAGUAGGGUUCAUGGAUCUCCCGGGCGAAAUACGCAAUAAAAUAUACAAAUACCUACCCUUGUGUGACACUCCUCAGCUCGUCGCCUGGAGCUCGAAGAAAGACAUCUCCCGCGGGCUUCUCCGAUCCCCAAUCUACCGUCUCAACCGCCAAAUUCGCUCCGAAGCUCUUUCAAUUCUGUGCACCGACCGAAGUUUUACCAUUCUCGAAAACCGCGCCUUGGAUUUGUUCCUCGAAGCUAUAGGGCCCUCAGGCCGUGCCAGCCUCACUCAUCUCACGAUAAUUGCCAUCAUCGAAGGUGGUCCUUCGUACAAUUACAAAGACCAUCUGUUCAAGUCAUUGCUUCAAUUAGAUCUAAAAUACCUGUGUCUGGAGCUGAACUUCGAACCGGACGGCAACCUUCCAAGGUUGAAAGAGCAAUUCAUUAAGUGGUGCAGGAGCUUUCGUGAGGUUUUCCUUCGCGACAAUGAAACCAUCGAAUUUCGGCAUGGUGUUCAUCUAGGCCUGGAAGAGGUGAUCCGCACCGUUCCUGAUGAAGCAAGGAAACUUAAUCAUUCCUACGUAGUAUUGAUGCGGGAGACACCUUACGCCAAUGAGGAAGACAUUCUGAACAUGAUUGAGAAAGGAGAGCCAUGGUGGGACCAUACUCAACUCUAAAAAUCAAGCCGCGGUUCUCUAUGGAGGAAAUUUGGGCGCCAGGUUGGUACUCGACUGUUGGUAAAUUGAUUGCAUAGCGUGGAAGAUUCUCAUUGCGCACUUCUAUACCUUUGCUCUGUGGACGGAAUGCAGCUUCUGAGAGAGACGACCUUAAGCCGUGCAUAAUCAGUGAAUAUGCGGGGAAAUGAUGGCAGAAUGCAAACAUGAUCCUCCAAAUGUUCAGUAUACUUUAUCUCUUAUGGAGGGUACUGUUGCCAUAUCCGCAUCGAUUAGAUAUUAUCAAGGGCUUUGAUAGAUAGUCCAACUUCGAGAUGGCCAAUAUCUGUUGGCAGGGGAAAGGCCCGGCCCACCAUUUGUGAAUUGUGUAGUAUACGGACUUGUAUUGGAGGUGGCGUCCGGUUCGCUGUGUGGACGGGCGGAGGAGCGGAGUCCGCAGAAUGAAGGGAAAUAGUCGGAGUUUGAUGGCGUCCUGGGG
This is a messenger RNA of Westerdykella ornata, 1399 nucleotides long. RefSeq lists its product as uncharacterized. Lineage: Eukaryota; Fungi; Ascomycota; Dothideomycetes; Pleosporales; Sporormiaceae. The coding region runs from base 37 to 924 and encodes 295 amino acids. The transcript has 3 exons. The record is from RefSeq and is a predicted model, not a curated record.